Talaromyces atroroseus is the source of this 1443-nucleotide messenger RNA. RefSeq lists its product as hypothetical. Gene Ontology annotation, biological process: mycotoxin biosynthetic process. The coding region runs from base 1 to 1443 and encodes 480 amino acids. Gene Ontology annotation, molecular function: acetyltransferase activity. The record is from RefSeq and is a predicted model, not a curated record. NCBI's taxonomy places the organism in Eukaryota, Fungi, Ascomycota, Eurotiomycetes, Eurotiales, Trichocomaceae. The transcript has a single exon.
AUGGCCUGGAAACAAAUCGAAGAUGGGACAUGGCGCAAAGAGCUGGGUGGCGUGGAAAAGAUCUAUCGGUUCCAAUCGACAAUUUUCCGUGCCACCGGGCGUGAACACUGGGGUCUCUAUACUAUCUGCAAAGUAAACAUUUCCGAGAAUGCAGACCUCGCUUCUACACUGUUACGCAAUGCAUGGAAAGCAUUACGGUUUGAGUUCCCCGCCCUCACUCUUGUUGUUGACGGCUAUGAGGCGGUUUAUACUGGCGGGGGGAGAAAUGUGACUGUUCUUGGAGAAGAGGAAGGCAUCGACGCUGUUGCAAAUACGGCUGAGGAAUGGGCCCAAAAGACCUUCCGAGUCGAGCAAAUCCUAACCGUCGAGGAAAUACUUGCCGAUUACCAAAUACGAGAUCUGCCAGGACUGGUUUGGCUGCCAGCCACUUCGGAGGUCCUCUUCCUGACAUCGCACUGGCGUGUUGACGGCGUUGGCAGCUGUAUGCUGCUCAACCGACUCUUCCAGCUAGUCGCCUCAAAGGCAACUGGUAUUCCACCUGAAAACUGGAGUGUUGAGAAUGACUUGGCUAGAAUCUCGCCCAGUUUAGAAGAUGCAGCUGGAUCACCGAUGACAACGACCGCUGAAAUCGAGAACACGGCAAAGGAAAUUAGCACUACUUUCCGAGAAAAGGCUCUCCAGUCAAUCGGACUGCCGUACAAUGGCGACCGAACAACGCCUCCAGGAAAUCCUGCCGUACAGGCAAUUAGUUUCACUGCGGAAAGUUCAAAAUCCCUCGUCGACGCGUGCAAGGAGCGCAGAAUCAGCGUGUCAGCGGCUAUUCAUGCAGCCCUUGCGACAACCACAUUCGAAAUGACGGCCGCAAAAGACGUAAAUGAGUAUGUCACGAUCAUGGCAGUGAGCUAUAGGCCAUACCUCAAAGAACCUUACAACACGGAAGAACAUGCAUGCCGCACAUAUGUCUCAAGCAUACCUCCCACGGUGGCUAAGAAUGCCACAUUCGAGGAACAGACCACAUCACUGACGCAAUUGUUCAAGAACUGGCAUACAGAAAAGAUGUCACAAGCACUACGUGAACUGUACCGAGGGGCUUCCCAGGCCCUCGUAGCCCCUCGUCCAGGCCCUCCCCCAGGCCCUCCUCCUAACCCACCAAGCGGAAUAACCCACAGCAACCUAGGCGUUAUUGACCAAUUUAUUCGUCGACAGUAUUACAGCGCUAAUGAAAGACAGACCCCCGCCGUUGAAGUGACCAAAUUUCGAUUCGGCGUCAGCGUGAUGACUCGCCAGAUGCUCCUAUACCCGUGGACAUUCCGCGGACAGCUGAAUCUGUCAAUCAACUACAAUUAUGCGUACUACGAAGCUAAGAUACCCUUGCAGGUCCUUGACAUGGUUCAGCAGAAGUUAGAGCAAGAGCUUGGCAUCAAGUUGGAGAGAUGUGUCUAG